CACACAAUACAAUCACCAUGUCCGAACAAAGACCAGACAUCAUCUCUAGCUUACCACUAGAGCUUCUUCUCUACAUCAUCAGCUUCAUCCCUUUCGAGUCAGCAAGACUAACUCCUUUCGUCUCCACACGGUUUAGGUUCGUUUGGAGCCAAGCCCUAGUCGUUGCACACAGCCAUAACGGCUCCAUCGAGGCCAUCUCUCGCUUCAUCCACAACUUCAACGAACACGAUCCGUCUAAAAACACUCGAAAGAUGGAGUUGCACUUCGACAAGUCAACCUUUGUAUCAACUAUUCUUGCACCUAACAACGUCAUGCAUAUGAGCUUCAUCUUUUCUGAUGGCUCUAAGCGAGAAGAGAGCUUUUGCUGGCGUAUUGAGAUUAACAAACAGAUCCCAAGACGUGUAGAGUCAAAAGGUUUCUUGGUGAAGACACUUUGUUUAGACUCGGUUUAUUCACUAACCCACGAGGUCGUUUCCUCCAUGUUGUUGGAUUUUUCUUUGCUAGAGAGCCUCAAGAUUUGUGAUUGCAAGGGAUUGACUUCUCUCACUAUUGAUUCACCAACUAAGCUUCUUCACUUAUCGAUCUCUGGUUGCACGAAGCUGAGAUAUCUUGAUAUUAGAUCAUCUAAACUUAAAACUCUUCAUUACCAAGGAUUUUUACCUUCUAUCAAGAUCCAUGAACAUUUUAACUUGACCAGUGCAAUCUUCGACGUAAGACGAGGUCCAAGUUAUUGCAACAAUGCUUUUGAUGACAUCGGUCAUCUUUUGCUGAUCAUCAAGAACUCUCAAUCUCUUACACUUUGCCGAUGGAUGUUUGAGGAACUAAUCAGACCAAUUAUAUCCUCUUCUUGGACAUCAUUCCAAUUCUACAAGUUACAUGAGUUGCGGUGGAUUGAUAACUCGAUGAAACAAGAAAACAUCAAUCCCCUAAUCUCUUUUCUCAAACUUUGCCCUUCAAUCGAGCACGUCUUCAUUACUAUUGAUUCAAAUACUUAUAGUUCAAAUGAAGAACUUAGUGUUGAUUCUGACCAUGGGAGCAAACAUGCAAGAGUACUAAAGAACUUAAAACUGGUCGUGUUGGAAGGAUCAAAGAAUGAAGAGGAUACGAAUCAACUGAUAUUGGCUCUACAGGAGAUAGUCAACAGCGAUCAGCCGCUGCGUGUACUAUCUUCGUGA
Molecule: messenger RNA, 1175 nt
Organism: Eruca vesicaria subsp. sativa (arugula)
Lineage: Eukaryota; Viridiplantae; Streptophyta; Magnoliopsida; Brassicales; Brassicaceae
Source: the annotation of a GenBank genome assembly